Messenger RNA from Onthophagus taurus, 1402 nucleotides. Its product is annotated as calcium release-activated calcium channel protein 1. The record is from RefSeq and is a predicted model, not a curated record. Lineage: Eukaryota; Metazoa; Arthropoda; Insecta; Coleoptera; Scarabaeidae. Gene Ontology annotation, molecular function: store-operated calcium channel activity. Gene Ontology annotation, cellular component: membrane. Gene Ontology annotation, biological process: store-operated calcium entry.
UGUUGUGAUUCUGUAUGAGUGUCUUUUUUUUUCCUUGGCACAUUGUUGUUGUUAUUUCGUCUAUUAAAAGCAUCUUGAGAAUGCGUAUAAAACCCGAUAGUUGGAGCGAUAACUCAAAGUGAAGUUGAAGUCAAGUGUGUAUUGUACGGUUUGCUUAAACCAACAAUACACUCGUAAAGUUUGUUUUAAAACAAUCAUUAAUGUUGCCACUAUCGUUCGUUGUCGAAACGAAACAGACGGAAAAUAAACGCGAUUGAGAGCGGUUUAGAAAUCGAGUUUGAAAAAACAAAAUUAAAUAAUAGAGAAGUAAUUGGAUCUAAUUUCUACCUUCGACUUCCGAUCAAAUGGAUCAAUCAACUCAAGUUAAUUUUCCAACGCAACCGAAAAGAGCGAAUAUAACACGUUAUAACACCUCGGCAGAUCUUAAUGUGGGAACGAGGCAAUACAACAACGGUAAUAAUAAUAAUAAUUGGUUGCAAAUGCGUCCAAUUUCGAGUAAGGAUCGGCAAAAUUUCGUUAGCACAGAAACUUUUCAUCAACGAAGUCGCCUUUUUUAUCAAUCCGAGUUAUCCAAGAAUUCUCCAACGACCAGUGAAGUUUCGUUAACGCAACAUUGGAGGGAACGGGGUACGCCACCCGUUUCUAACGCAACCUUUAAUUAUAACGUUCCUUUAAAACAGAAAAAUGUGUAUAUUGGAGGAUCUGAUACGAGUUGUAAAUGUUCCUGCGAAGAAGACAACUUUAAAAAUAAAGGUUACGCCACGAAUUCUCCCGAGGGAUUAAGCUGGAGACGAUUACACAUGUCCAGGGCGAAAUUGAAAGCAACCGCGACUACUUCAGAGUUACUUUCGGGAUUUGCAAUGGUUGCAAUGGUAGAGCUUCAAAUAAAUGAUCCAACCUCAGUACCUCAAUGGCUUUUCGUCUUAUUCGCCGUUUGCACAACCGUCCUUGUGGCCGUCCACAUCUUCGCCCUGAUGAUUUCAACUUACAUUCUACCCAACAUCGACGCCAUAUCAAAAUUGGACGUUUGCGAAUUGGUCUCAGAAAGCCCUCACGAACGAAUGCGCGGAUUCAUCGAACUCGCAUGGGCGUUCUCCACGAUUCUCGGCCUCUUCUUGUUCCUUGUCGAAGUGGCGAUUUUAUGCUGGGUGAAGUUUUGGGAUUACAGUUUUGAGGCGGCCAUCGCGAGCACUGUUAUCGUUAUCCCCGUUUUGGUUAUUUUCGUUUUAUUCGCCGUGCACUUUUAUCAUUCGUUGGUCGUGUAUCGGUGUGAUACGUCGAUGAGUGAUAUGCAGAAAUUGGAGGAUAUGAAGAAGCAGUUGGAUGAAAUUUCUACGAGUCAGGUUUAAUGAAAAUUGUUUUUAAUAAAUUGUUUCUAUAAAAUUGUUUUUUUAGUUUUUAA